CAGGCUGCCAGAUAGAAACGCCAAUAGACAGACAGCUCGGCGCCCCACCCAAAAAGUCAAAAGCACCACCAGCCAGGCAGGCGCAGCGACCUCCAUCUUCCUCGAACGCGCCGGCGCCUCGUCUCGCCGCGCCCAGUCGCCGGUGGCCGAUCGACGCGACGCGCCUUCGGAUCCGGGAAGGGAGGGAGCGAGAGCGAUGGGGGAGAAGCGCGCGGUGCUGGUGGGGAUCAACUACCCGGGCACCAAGGCGGAGCUCAAGGGCUGCCACAACGACGUCGCCCGCAUGCGCCGCUGCCUCGUCGAGCGCUUCGGCUUCGACGAGUCCGGCAUCCGCGUCCUCGUCGACGACGGCGGCUCCGGGCCGCAGCCCACGGGGGCCAACAUCCGGCGGGAGCUCCAGCGCCUCGUCGGGGACGCGGGGACCGGGGACCUGCUCUUCUUCCACUACAGCGGGCACGGCACGCGGCUGCCCGCCGAGACCGGCCAGGACGAUGACACCGGGUACGACGAGUGCAUCGUGCCCUGCGACAUGAACCUUAUCACAGACCAAGAUUUCACGGAGCUUGUGCGAAAAGUCCCCGAGGGAUGUCUAUUCACCAUAGUAUCUGAUUCGUGCCACAGCGGUGGACUACUUGACAAAACCAAGGAGCAGAUUGGGCACAGCACCAAGCAGAACCAGGCCGAGCGGUCUGAUUCCGGUUCCGGUAGCAGCGGCUUCCGUUCAUUCCUCAAAGGGGCUGUCCGGGACGCGUUCGAGUCCCAGGGAAUCCACUUGCCCCGCCGCCGUGGCCACCGGCAGAGCGAUGACGGGGACGAUGGUGACGAGGAGCCCCGCUACAUCGACACAGCAGAUGCCCAUGUCAAGAACCGGUCGCUACCUCUCUCGACAUUGAUCGAGAUGCUCAAGGAGAAGACCGGCAAGGACGACAUCGAUGUGGGCUCGCUCCGGCUGACGCUCUUCGACCUCUUCGGAGACGACGCGAGCCCCAAGAUCAAGAAGUUCAUGAAGGUCAUGCUGAGCAAGCUCCAGCAGGGCCAGCACGGCGGCGUCGUGGGCUUCAUGGGCGCCCUGGCGCAGGAACUCCUGAAGGCGAAGCUGGACGGGAAGCAGGAGCAGCUCGAGGCGGCGGCCAUGGAGCAGGAGGUGCAGAGCGAGCAGGAGGUGUACGCGGGGACGACGGCCAGGGUGCCGAGCAACGGCAUCCUGAUCAGCGGGUGCCAGACCGACCAGACCUCCGCCGACGCGACCACGUCCAAGGGCUCCUACGGCGCGCUCAGCAACGCCAUCCAGGCCAUCCUCGCGGAGCACGGGACGGUGACGAACAUGGAGCUCGUGACGAAAGCUAGCAAGAUGCUGUCGAGGCAGGGGUACACCCAGCAGCCUGGCCUUUACUGCAGCGACGAGCACGCCAGUGUGGCUUUCAUAUGCUGAAGCAUCGGUUUGUGUCGUGUCGACUUCAACCUUUGUACACUGUUAUGCCUGUCGACUAUCGAGUGUUGUGGGUUGGUGGUUACGCUUUUGAGAUCUGGGAAUAAAAGUGUUUCUGCACAAGAUAGCAUUUUCCGUGGUUUAUAUUUAAGCACAUUAUCGGCAAAUUUGGUUCAA
Molecule: messenger RNA, 1606 nt
Organism: Panicum virgatum (switchgrass)
Lineage: Eukaryota; Viridiplantae; Streptophyta; Magnoliopsida; Poales; Poaceae
Product: metacaspase-4-like
Exons: 2
Coding region: 197-1432 (411 amino acids)
Biological process (GO): proteolysis
Molecular function (GO): cysteine-type endopeptidase activity
Source: RefSeq, a predicted model, not a curated record